Messenger RNA from Penaeus vannamei (Pacific white shrimp), 1456 nucleotides. The record is from RefSeq and is a predicted model, not a curated record. Lineage: Eukaryota; Metazoa; Arthropoda; Malacostraca; Decapoda; Penaeidae.
GCGAGACGAGGAAACCGAGCGAGCGAGCGAUAGCGAAAUACGGAAGCCACGCUUUAAGUCCGUCAGUCUCUCGAGGUUUCUCAAGGAGGAAGCUCCGACAGCCGCUCUUCCUUCGCCGUCUUGAGGAGAUAAGGUUGCCAUCAUGGGGGCCGAUUUUACCUUCCAAUUUUCAAGAUUGGACGAGCUGUUGCUAAUUAAAUCUUUCGUCAUGUAUUUGGUUGACAUUGUCUUCACCAUCAACACCAUUUGGGGUGUAUAUAAGGAUGAUAAAAGUCUCAAGGAACUCUACUUAUCAUGCUUCCUUAUCCCGAACAUCCUUGCUGGGAUAAAAUCACUUCACUGGUACUGGCUUCAGUACUAUGGCGGGGACCUGACACGCGAAGAGAAGAGGAGAGAAGAAAAGAAAAGUACUUGGGUUUUUCGUCUCGUUUUCUUCUUCUUCAGCCCAAUCCCCAGGUUCGUCGACGUCCUCAGACUGGGCCUCCGAGAGCGACACGAGGUCCUCGGCGCGUGCUCGAGGGUCGAGGCCGACGCCGCCUACAAGCAGUACCUCGAGGCCGCCACGACCCUCUGCGUCCUCCGUUUCUUCGAGGUCUUCCUCAUGGACGCCCCGCUGCUCACCCUCAAGCUGCAGGACUUGGUCGAGGCUUACCAGGAGGGGGACGAACUCCGCUCUCUCAUCAUCGACUUCAUAUCCAUCUUGUACAAACUCUACAAAGUGUCCGAUGUGAUGAUGUCUUACACGACGAAGACGAAGAAGUGGUGGCACAUGGAGAACCCGCAGAAGUAUGAGAAUCUCUCCCACAUCGAGUCGGCGAGGAAAGGCACCAUCAACUUACCUGGAAAACUGGGUUUGAUGGCCCUCCACUACUCUCAGAUAGCUUGCAAGUGCCUCUGCUAUGCCCUGGUGACCUUAUUAUCCUAUAAAUGGCUGAUCUAUCCUCUGGUGGGGUUGAGGUGGGCUGCCAACUUCUGCAUCUACUUCUUCAGCAGGAGCUUCAGAAGGUUCGGAUCCCCGGGCGCAGAGAUCAGCCGAACCCUCACGGCGGUGAUCUUUGGUGGAAUCGAGCUCUUCACCCACUUCACGACCACGAAAGGAAAGCAGCUGGGCUACAUCCUCCUCUUCCACGCCCUGGACGGAGUCGAGGUCAUGACUACCUUUACCUUGACGACUUUCGACGUCUCUGAGCUGGUAAUAACACUCUCACAAGCAUACACUUUGGGAGACAUGACUUCAGUAACAGGAAUUUCUGUAGCUCCAACCAUUAGUGGUGCAGUCACAGAAUCGCCUCUGCCCACUGCACUGAUUUAUCUUCGUGACCCCAAGUACGUCCUCUUAGCCCUGUGGGUCCUGGCGAUGCUGACCCGGGCCUUCUACUACGUCAUCCUCCACCCGAGUCUGCCCACGCUAUCCACCUACUUCCCUUUUUGCUCGAGGAAGGAGAGGAUGGAGAGG